Fusarium venenatum is the source of this 540-nucleotide messenger RNA. NCBI's taxonomy places the organism in Eukaryota, Fungi, Ascomycota, Sordariomycetes, Hypocreales, Nectriaceae. The record is from RefSeq and is a predicted model, not a curated record.
AUGGCCAAGAAGCUCAAUCCCACUCAGUUCACCAAAGCGGUUGUGCGCUCAUUCAUGAAAGACUCCGGUCUUGAGCCAACACUUCUCGGAAAACAUGUAUGUUGUACACAAACCAACUUUCGUCAAAGACUAACAACAAGACAGUUCCGUAUCGUCAGUGCCACAGAAGGCAAAGUCGACUUCGAGCUUGACAUUCAACAACAGCAUACCAACCGUCUUCAAACUAUCCACGGCGGCACUCUUGCCAGUCUUGUUGACCUCGGUGGUUCACUUGCAGUCGCUUCAUCGGGUCGCUUUUCUACAGGCGUCUCAACUGAUUUGAAUGUGACCUAUCUGAGUCCCGGAGGCCGUCCUGGUGAUCUCCUCAAGGGAACUGCUAUUCUGGAAAAGAUUGGAAAGACACUUGCUUAUACGCAGGUCACUUUUACCAAUAGUAAGGGACAACUUGCUGCGCGGGGAAGUCAUACCAAAUAUGUCACUGGAACCAUGGGCGAGGCUGGACCUUUUGUCGCACCUGAAGAAUUCUCAGAUGUGGAUUAG